AUGAGUUCUUAUUAUGUGGAUGGUCUUCUUAGCAAAUAUACGGCGGGUAGUUCUCUCUUCCCAAACGUAGAGCGGGCGUCUUGCAGUAUUGGACCCGGUGGAGAGGACUAUGCCUCGGCUCGGACUGCUGCGGCCAUUGCGUUUUCACCAUCUCUGUCUGGAGUUUACAGCGUCAAUAAUGCCGUGUACCAGAGCCGCCCCGUGUUUACCUCGGGGUAUGGCCAGGCGCAGGACACACAUGCACUGCACUGCAGCCUGUUUGACCAGAGCCGACUGUUCACCGACAGCUGCUGCCCUCCGGAGCCGGGACCCCUCACCUUGCCGCCGGACAAACAAUACCGGAUGUACCCCUGGAUGAGAGCAUCAGAUCCAAAUCGAAAGCGGGGGCGGCAGACCUACUCCCGGUACCAGACCCUGGAGCUGGAGAAGGAGUUCCACUUCAACCGGUACCUGACCCGCAGGAGGAGGAUCGAGAUCGCCCAUGCCCUCUGUCUCUCGGAGAGACAGAUCAAAAUAUGGUUUCAGAACCGCAGGAUGAAGUGGAAAAAAGACCACAAGGGGGAAUCGAAGUCGACCCCCGGGGAAAAGGACGGUGAUAUCCAGGUGGUUUCAGAGGCCAGAGAGCAGGAAGCCGGAGACACGCGGAGCUCCGAGUUGGAGUCAGAAACAGCUGCAAAGUAACGAAAGACACUGACAGAGCAUUUAAUGAAACACACUGCUUAGGGAUUAGGGAUUCAUCUCAGAUGUUUCUCACGUACCAUUCAUGCACUAAG
This is a messenger RNA of Cyclopterus lumpus (lumpfish), 773 nucleotides long. RefSeq names its product homeobox protein Hox-A7-like. The record is from RefSeq and is a predicted model, not a curated record. Gene Ontology annotation, cellular component: nucleus. Gene Ontology annotation, molecular function: DNA-binding transcription factor activity, RNA polymerase II-specific; RNA polymerase II cis-regulatory region sequence-specific DNA binding. The coding region runs from base 1 to 681 and encodes 226 amino acids. Gene Ontology annotation, biological process: anterior/posterior pattern specification; regulation of transcription by RNA polymerase II. The transcript has 2 exons. NCBI's taxonomy places the organism in Eukaryota, Metazoa, Chordata, Actinopteri, Perciformes, Cyclopteridae.